GAGGUCCGCCGUGGUGCGGCCCGGCCGCAGGGCCAGCCGAGGCGUGCGCCGCGCUCCGUGGGCUCCCGCGCUGCCUCCUCGCAGCGCGCCGGGCGCCCGGGGCUUCCGAGGGUCGGGGAGGCCGGACCGGCGCGGCCCUGCCUCUGGGACGCCUGCUGUAGGGGAAGCUUCUCUGAUGCUGACCGAGGCCAGUGCAGCAGCAGCAAGCCUCAUCAUCCUGAUCGCACCACACAGGCUGCACCCGGCAGGUGCUGGUGACUAAGCUUGGGACUGCAUGUAUGGGGAAAUCCUAGCAGACCCCAUUGCAUCAGAUCAACCCCUGAAACUAGAGAGGAAGGAAAAGGGCUGUUGGUUCUGCAUCAGUGAGAGAGUAAAACCCAGAGGGGCCACGGACUUCAGUCGUCACCGAGAUUUUUAGUUCUCUGCAUGCGCAGUUCUGUGGACAAGACGUAGACCAACAGCGCAAGAAAUCUUUUCAACAAGGUUAUGAUGAACUAAGGUGGAACCGAGCCUGCAGACACAACUUGCUUGGCCUUCAUGGUACUCACAUUUUCCAAAUGAGUGCGAGGAUGACCACAGCCACAAGACAAGAAGUGCUUGGCCUGUACCGCCGAAUCUUCAGGCUUGCGAGGCAGUGGCAGGCAGCGUCAGGGCGGGUGGAAGACACCGCGAGAGAAAAACAGUACAUCCGCCACGAAGCCAGGACGCUGUUCCGGAAAAACAAAAAUCUCACAGACACAGACCAGAUUAAGCAGUGCAUAGAUGAAUGCACAGCUAGGAUCGAAAUCGGACUGCACUACCAGAUCCCGUAUCCAAGGCCAAUUCAUCUGCCUCCAAUGGGCCUUACCUCACUACGAGGCCGGGGACUUCGAAGCCAGGAGAAACUGAGGAAACUUUCCAAACCAGUAUAUCUCAAGUCUCAUGAUGAGGUUUCCUAAUCCAGGGAAAGUUUAUUUCUCAGACGAUGAGCCAACUAGGUCUUCAAUGUAAACCAAACGGAAAAACCUUUCUCCUUGAUUGGGGCAAAAAUUCAAGUAUCUUCUUUAAAGGCGCCCAAAUAUUGGUAAUGACCUCAUGAUGUGUGCUCACAGUGUGUCAGGGCCUUGCUGUCUGCGGGGAUGACACUAAUCCUGGCGGUUGCAGACCUCACGGCCUCCCCGAGGGAGAAGACUGGAGAAUGGCAAAGCUGCUCGAGGCAAGCCCUUGCCCGGCCUGUUGGCUGACACUGAGAAGCCACCCAGUGUCUGGGUUUCUCAUGGCUGCUCACAAACAACCUACCUCCCUCAGAAUAGUGUAGGCUUUCUCUUAAGUUAUAGAUUUGCUUACAGGCGGGCUUUCCCCCCUGGCUGGCGUGGCUGGAUUGGUGUUGCCCUGUACACCCAAAGGUUGCCAAUACCAGGCAGGGCCACGUCUGGGUUGCGGACUCGAUCCCCAGUUUAUGCUCUCACAUUGAUGUUUCAUUCUCUCCUACUCCUUUCCUCUCUCUAAAAAUAAAAAAUCUUUUUUUAAAAA
Molecule: messenger RNA, 1512 nt
Organism: Myotis myotis
Lineage: Eukaryota; Metazoa; Chordata; Mammalia; Chiroptera; Vespertilionidae
Gene: LYRM1
Product: LYR motif containing 1
Exons: 7
Coding region: 558-938 (126 amino acids)
Cellular component (GO): mitochondrion
Source: RefSeq, a predicted model, not a curated record